Messenger RNA from Ilex paraguariensis (yerba mate), 966 nucleotides. The record is from the annotation of a GenBank genome assembly. Lineage: Eukaryota; Viridiplantae; Streptophyta; Magnoliopsida; Aquifoliales; Aquifoliaceae.
AUGGAUGAUAGGUCAAUAGUUGGACCGCCACCAAUUAAACUACAUUCCCACCAAAUCCGCGCACGCAGAUCUGAACCCCACUCCGCCAUAUCCCCGCUCGCUGAAAACCCUGAUUCCAUUAUGGAGGAGGCGUUGGAGUUGGCACGUGCUAAGGACACGAAGGAGAGAAUGGCGGGUGUGGAGAGACUCCACCAACUUCUAGAAGCUUCUAGAAAGAAUCUGUCGUCGUCGGAAGUGACUUCGCUCGUCGAUGUGUGCUUGGAUCUCUUGAAAGACAACAACUUUAGGGUUUCUCAGGGGGCACUCCUAGCUCUCGCCUCCGCUGCUGUUCUUUCCGGUGAUCACUUGAAACUUCACUUCAAUGCCGUAGUUCCGGCAAUCGUUGAAAGAUUGGGCGAUGGUAAACAGCCAGUUCGCGAUGCCUCUCGGCGGCUCUUGCUCACUCUCAUGGAGAUUUCUUCACCAACCCUAAUCGUGGAAAGAGCAGGGUCUUAUGCCUGGACACACAAAAGCUGGCGAGUUCGCGAAGAGUUUGCACGGACUGUCACAUCGGCUAUUGGUCUUUUUGCAUCUACAGAGCUCCCUCUUCAACGUGCUAUUCUGCCUCCUAUUUUGCAGAUGUUAAACGACUCAAAUCCUGGUGUUAGGGAUGGAGCUAUAUCGUGCAUUGAGCAAAAUAGAGGUACUCUUGAUGAGUUUGUGCUUCUCAUUCUUAAGGUUGUUAUAUUGAUUUCCAAAAACCCACAGUUGUCUCACAGGCAUUUUGGCCUGAAGACAGCUCAAAAGAGGUGCCUAAGACUCGCAUCAAAUAUUAGAUUCCAGAUUACCAGCACUGCUGCCAAUCCAAGGCUGAAUUUCACUUUACAUAGACACUUCGACGGCCAUUCCUUGAAUUUGGCAGAAAUGCUGUUAGAGGAAAUGAAUAUGAGCUAUGAAUCUUGUUGCACAUUUGGAAUUGGUUUUAUU